AGAGAGAAGUCAUUGUCCGGACAGCAGCAGUUUCAGCAGCAGCAGCAGUGACCGGAAGAGCCGUCCGGUACCUAAACCUUCACCUGCUGCUAGAAUUCCUCAGAAUUCGCGCGACGGAAACAUGCGACGUGUGAAAGAUUUGCGCGAGCGUCAUUCCUCCUCCGCGCCUUUGGCUUCAGGGAGUUUUCGUGUCUGCGCGCGUCGACGAGGAACUCAUGAGUAACGAAGCGCACAGUCCCGCGGAGUUGUGAAGUGUGUACCGCGAGCUGUCACAUGGAAGAAGAAAACAAAGCAUAGAAGCGCAAAAGUUCGCGGGGGUCAGUGAACGCAGCAGCGGUGAGGACGUGUCUCUCUCUCUCUCUCUCUCUCUCUCUGAACCAGGAGCGAGGACGUGUCUCUCUCUCUCUCUCUGAACCAAGAGCGAGGACGUGUCUCUCUGUCUCUCUGAAGCAGCAGCGAGGAUGCAGGUGAAGAAGCAGCGGCAGUCUGAGCGCAGCAGCGGGGACACGCCACCGAAAAGCCCCUCAUGCUUCUCAAAUAUCAAGAUAUUCUUGAUAUCGGAAUGCGCUCUCAUGCUGGCUCAGGGCACUGUUGGAGCUUAUCUGGUGAGCGUGCUGACCACCUUGGAACGGCGAUUCAACCUGCAAAGUGCUGACGUCGGUGUGAUUGCCAGCAGCUUUGAGAUCGGCAACCUUGCGCUGAUCCUGUUUGUCAGCUACUUUGGGGCCAAAGCGCAUCGGCCCCGCCUGAUAGGCUGUGGCGGCAUCGUCAUGGCACUUGGCGCUCUCCUCUCAGCGCUCCCGGAAUUCCUAACGAAUCAGUAUGAGAUAGGAGAAAUGUGGAGGACUGACCUGGGUCGGGAUUACUGUGCCAACACCAGCAGCAGUGCUCAGGUUGAGGAUGCUGUGUGUGCUAACAGGGCUAACACUAACAUGAUGUACCUGCUGCUGAUCGGAGCGCAGGUCCUGCUGGGGAUCGGGGCCACACCGGUACAGCCACUGGGAGUGUCCUAUAUUGAUGAUCACGUGAAGAAGAAGGACUCCUCUCUCUAUAUAGGAAUCCUCUUCUCCACGCUGGUGUUUGGCCCCGCCUGUGGCUUCAUCCUCGGCUCCGUCUGCACUAAGUUCUACGUGGACGCGAUCUUCAUUGACACGAGUGAUCUGAGCAUCACUCCAGACGACCCGCGCUGGAUCGGGGCCUGGUGGGCCGGCUUCCUCCUGUGUGGUGCCUUACUCUUCUGCUCCGCUGUCUUCAUGUUCGGUUUCCCUCAGUCGCUGCCGACCGCGGAGAGAGAGGAGGGAGUGGACAGCGAGCAGGCGAUGCUUCCGCCCUCUCUCAGUUCAGAGUAUGAAACUCCAAAAAACAGCAAUGGAGUUGUACACUGCCACGAGCUCGCCAACAGCGCCACCUGCUGUCAGCAACUCAAAGUGAUUCCAAAGGUGACCAAGCACCUGCUGUCAAACCCAGUGUUCACCUGCAUCAUCCUGGCCGCCUGCAUGGAGAUCGCCGUCGUGGCCGGCUUUGCAGCCUUUCUGGGGAAAUACCUGGAGCAGCAGUUCAACCUCACCACCAGCUCAGCCAACCAGCUGUUAGGCAUGACGGCGAUCCCCUGUGCCUGUUUGGGGAUCUUCAUGGGCGGUCUGCUGGUGAAGAAGCUGAACCUGUCGGCGCUGGGAGCGAUUCGCAUGGCCAUGUUAGUCAACCUCAUAUCCACCGCCUGCUACGUCUCCUUCCUCUUCCUGGGCUGUGACACGGGUCCCGUCGCAGGAGUGACGGUUACGUAUGAAAACCACACGCUGCAGGUGGGACACAAACCAGACGCUCAGUGCAUCAGUCACUGCAACUGCUUCACCUCGUCCAUCAGCCCCGUGUGUGGCUACAAUGGCGUCACCUACCUGUCUGCCUGUUUCGCCGGCUGCACCCGAGCAGGAGGCGCUCGAACCACUCCCAACAUCGCCCAGAACCUGACAGGAUGUGGUUGUAUAUCAGCUGAAUUUGCCACAGCCGUUCCGGGAAAAUGUCCAACUCCGGGCUGCCAGGAGGCCUUCCUCAUCUUCCUGUGUGUGAUCUGUGCCUGCAGCCUGGUGGGAGCCAUGGCCCAGACUCCGUCUGUCAUCAUCCUCAUCAGGACUGUGAGCCCGGAGCUGAAAUCCUACGCACUCGGACUGUUGUUUCUGCUGCUGCGACUCCUCGGAUUCAUCCCUCCUCCUCUCAUCUUUGGUGCUGCCAUCGACUCCACGUGUCUUUUCUGGAGUUCGGAUUGUGGCGAUAAAGGGGCGUGUCUGCUCUAUGACAACGUGACAUACAGGCAUCUCUACGUGAGCCUCGCCAUCAUCCUGAAAGGCGUGGCCUUCCUCCUCUACGCCACCACGUGGUACUGCCUGCGCAGGAACUACAAGAAGUAUAUCAAAGGUCACGAGGGUCACCUGACUCCCACAGAGUUCUACCCCUCGCUCACAGACGGCCCCAAAUCUGUGGACCGGACAAAGUUCAUAUAUAACCUGGAGGACCACGAGGUUUGUGAAAACAUGGAGUCUGUUUUAUAGUUCAUCAAAGCCCGGAGUGAGGACGCUCGUGUUCUCUCGGAGGAAUAUUCGAUGCUUUCUUGAAAUGAUGAGACUUUGUUGUUGUUGUUGUUGUUGUUUGUUGUCUGACUAAAGCACCGCGUGUCACCGCGCGCCACCGCGUGUCACCGUGCUGUCCGUCAUACGAGACGUUUACGCUCCACUUCACUCCAUGCGAAACACUGGAAUGGGUCCAUUUUAGCUGCUGAUCAGCGAGCUGUUGUCCUGUGUUUGCUGGUGAACUGGUGUGUGCGUGCGUGUGUGUGUGUGCGCGUGUGUGUGUGUGUGUGUGUGUGUGCGGUAAAGGCUCAUUCCUGGUUCAUCAGUGAGUGGAUGAGAUGCUUUGACAACAAUAGCUGCUGCCAUGUUGUUGUCGGUCUGUCAUGACGUCCGUCUGUGUCUAAACGGCACAUUCAUAUGUUUUUGGUGUUUCUGCAGUUCUUCAUAUUUAAACGUUGCCAAGUGUUUACAGAUGAAUAGUCAGCACUGUGACGAUGGAGCUUCUCACGUGUUCAUGGUUCUUGUUCUCUUGCUGGAUCACAUAAGCACCGUGUCCAUGACGCACAUGUGCACUUCCUGUCCGUCAUGUCCAUAUUUAUUACGACUGCAGGUUUGUUUCCAUCCUAGUCUGCUUGUUUGUUUGUUUUUUACGUUUGCAGAGUUUAUUUAGUGUCAUACGUCUUAAUAAGGGAUUGUUCAAUUAAGAAUGUUUACUAUGUUGUUUUCUUUUGAAUUCUGCACCUUGUGGUGAAGGAAAGACAAAAGAAAACCAGGAGAAACAUGUUUUGAUUGAACCUCGAACCUUGAUAUUUAAAGAUUAGGAGUCACAUGUUUCUUUCUGAGGAGAACGGUCAGAGGUGUGUGUGUGUGUGUGUGUGUGUGUGUGUGUGUGAUUUGCAUGUACAAAGUCAAAUGACAUGUAAAUGGUCUCUGUCCUGGACACCUGGACACCUGGACUCGGCACAGACUGUACCACCUGCCGCUCUGCUCAUCUUUCUGCACUUACUGUUUUCACAUAGUUUUCUUACACUUCUAUUUCUAAGGCAACAUAUUGUUUAUUUUAAUCUGGAAAUAAAUCAUUUUUCAGAAAAUGAA
This is a messenger RNA of Solea senegalensis (Senegalese sole), 3659 nucleotides long. RefSeq names its product solute carrier organic anion transporter family member 3A1a (gene slco3a1a). Lineage: Eukaryota; Metazoa; Chordata; Actinopteri; Pleuronectiformes; Soleidae. Gene Ontology annotation, cellular component: membrane. The transcript is spliced from 10 exons. The record is from RefSeq and is a predicted model, not a curated record. Gene Ontology annotation, molecular function: protein binding. Bases 462 to 2546 code for a protein of 694 amino acids. Gene Ontology annotation, biological process: prostaglandin transport; sodium-independent organic anion transport; transmembrane transport.